AUGGUUUUGGAAGCUGGUUCAAAUCCUAUAGAAACAAUCAAACACCCUGGGGAAUUCGCCACAAUGUUGAAAACAGUUUUAUAUCCUAAAGAUUUCGAUUCAGUCUCAGGUUGGAUACCCGAUGUUGGCGAUGGAAGUGUUUUAAAAGAACCGGUAAGAAAUCUUGCAAAUGAUGCUGAUUUAGCUAGAGUGAGAGUUGUUGCUCGAAAUACAAUAGAAAGAGUAGCACGAGCAGCUAAUCAUGGAUUCGAAAAACGAGUACUUCAGUAUAAUAAUGUUGUUGAGAAUACUAGGUGGGUAAUUACGUAA
Messenger RNA from Lottia gigantea (owl limpet), 309 nucleotides. RefSeq lists its product as hypothetical. The transcript has a single exon. NCBI's taxonomy places the organism in Eukaryota, Metazoa, Mollusca, Gastropoda, Lottiidae. The record is from RefSeq and is a predicted model, not a curated record. The coding region runs from base 1 to 309 and encodes 102 amino acids.